Molecule: messenger RNA, 441 nt
Organism: Nilaparvata lugens (brown planthopper)
Lineage: Eukaryota; Metazoa; Arthropoda; Insecta; Hemiptera; Delphacidae
Exons: 1
Coding region: 1-441 (146 amino acids)
Source: RefSeq, a predicted model, not a curated record
AUGCGGCCCAUCGGAGUAAAUGAAAAACAUGAGCAACUACUUUUGGACAAAAUUGCUGAAAAUCGUCGUAAACUCCGUCAAAAACUGACAACAAAGGUGGUAGUGCCAAAUUUCUAUCCAGGACACUGGCAGAAAAUUGAGCCCGGUGACAGAGUUCGUAUAAGCAAGUAUAAAAUGAUAUUUGACAAGGGCUACCUUCUGAAUUGGACAAACGAACUGUUCACAGUCACACGUGUAAGACCAACACUCCCUGUAACCUAUGAAUUGGAAGACUACCAUAAACAACCUAUAAAAGGAGGAUUCUAUGCUGAGGAGCUGUUAAAGACCACUGUGCCCGAAGUGUUUGAAAUCGAUAAAGUUAUAAAGAGACAGGGUAAUAAGCUGUUAGUUGGAAAGGUUAUGAUAAUAGUUAUAAUUCUUGGAUCAAUCGUUCUGAUCUGA